Molecule: messenger RNA, 1829 nt
Organism: Syngnathus typhle (broad-nosed pipefish)
Lineage: Eukaryota; Metazoa; Chordata; Actinopteri; Syngnathiformes; Syngnathidae
Gene: tmem183a
Product: transmembrane protein 183A
Exons: 8
Coding region: 158-1237 (359 amino acids)
Biological process (GO): regulation of protein stability
Cellular component (GO): SCF ubiquitin ligase complex
Molecular function (GO): protein binding
Source: RefSeq, a predicted model, not a curated record
UUUACUAGAUUACGUCAUUCCAUGAUGGCUGAAGAUCCUGGCGGGGUUAUUUUCAAUAUCUCUCUCAUUUGUUUUAAUUUUUCCUUAUUCCAGCUUGCCAUAGAGCCAUGGCUGGAUUCGCAGCCACGUUAAGCGUCCACGGAACAUUAGUGACGACAUGCCCAAGAAAGGGAACCGAAAACGGCUGAAAUUUCGGGCUGUGGACGUCUGCUCGGAAUCGGUGACUGUGGCCGAUUAUGCUGAUUCUGAUCCGGCCGUUGUGAAGUCUGGGAGGGUGAAAAAGGCCGUUGCAAAUGCAAUUGAAAAAGAAGUCAAAUUACUCUGUGGCCUGGAAGCAUCUCACGGUGCUGUGGAAGAAGUCCUUUCGUCUGCUGGGAACAUUAAAAUAGAUGGUUUGGACAGCAGCGAUGACCUGGACGCAGAGGAAGGUGCCAUUGGUGAAACUAAAGUAAUCCACAAGAAGAAGAGCAAGAGGAGAAAGGAGAGCCGUGAAAGCAGCGAUGGCCAGGACUAUCCGGUGGAUAUCUGGCUGAUGCUUUCUUCUUAUAUUCGACCUGAAGAUGUAUGCAGAUUCUCACUCAUCUGUAGGAAUGCAUGGAUGGUCACAUGCACCACAGUUUUUUGGACCAGGCUGUACAGAAGACACUACCGGAUGGAUGUUGACCUGCCGUUUUGGCUCCAGCCCGACUGCAUUGACAGGACAUGCAGCCUCAGGGCUCGUGUGAUUCGCUCCCUUUUCCAUUUGUAUGAGCCGUUCAGCUCACGUGUCUCCAAAAUUCCUGCUUUCCCGGAAUCUACCCCCACAUCUUUGCUCAAUUCCAAGUGUUUAUUGUUCUGGAUAAAAAAGAUGACUGGGACUCGACCAGAAGGAUUGUGGGAGUUCAACUUCAAGUUCUUAAAGCAGCAAAACAAGAAGAAUGGCCGCGCCAAGUCUUUGCGCAUGCCCAAGCAGUAUGAAGACGUCCACACCAAUUCGAACACGGACUGUUACAUGCUCCAAGUCUCAACGUUCAACUUCAUUUUCACUCCUGUAGUCAUGGGCAUGACACUUACCCUGUUCACAAUCAAUGUCAGCACGGACAUGCGCCAUCACCGCGUUCGUCUCGUGUUCCAGGACUCGCCGAUCCAAAGAGGAAGGAAAAGAGGCGAUUAUGGCAGCACACAGGUUGUGCUGGAUCCAGUCCACAGUGUGAGGCUUCUGGACUGGUGGCAUCCACAGUACCCUUUGUCACAGUAAAAGGCUUGCACCCAGAAUCUUGAUCGUUAUCUUGCUGUUUGCCCAAGAGAAAUUUGUUCCAAACUCCUUACUACAUACGCUGACUUCUAAAGAGGGAAGUACUUCGAGCAUUUCUGCUCUGGACCAUUUAAGUGAAGUUCACUGUCACUUCAUAGCUAUAUGCUUGCUAAUCAGGCCUCACAAUUUAAGCAUUAAAAAAAUAUGCCUGUUCGUUAAAAAAAUAUUUAGCUGAAUCUGAGUCAAAUGAUUACCGUAUAAUAAUCAGUGAAUUUUUUUGCGAUAUGAUUAUUGGAUGAAAUUGUAAUGUGGCAUUUGACUGGUCAAAUUUUAUUUUCUUAACAGACUUAACUAUCAUUGCAAUUCCUGCCUAUCCUUCCAAUUAAUUUGUCCCUCCUCAUUUUUUUGCAUUUGUUUCACAAGUUACUGCCAUCUGAAUGUGUAUUGAAUGCAGAUUAUUUUCAGCCACAAUUAUGGAUUUUUCUGUCUAACCAAAAUUUGGAUCUUAAAUGAUCUAAUCAGAGACAUACGUGGAAUGCAUUGUGAUAAGUGGCCACUGAGAACAAUUACAUCCGAUAUGACUGGUUGUCUUGUA